AUGCCACGCUACGGGCCAGCCCUGAGCGCGGCGGGCAGCGCCGCUUUCCGCUCAGGGGCUGCCCCGUGUUUCCGCAGGCCCGUGAUGCACAGGAACGUGCGCUACAACUGCCGGGUGAUCUUCUUAAACAAAAAAAUUCUUCUGAUCAGACCAAAAAUAACAUUGGCAAAUGCAGGAAACUACAGAGAACUUCGCUGGUUUACCCCGUGGAGCAAACCAAGGCAUGUGGAAGAAUAUUUUCUACCCAGGAUAAUUCAGGAAGUAACAGGACAGGAGACUGUUCCUUUUGGGGAUGCAGUGCUAGCAACCGAAGAUACCUGCUUAGGGACAGAAAUAUGUGAAGAACUCUGGGCACCAAACAGCCCUCAUAUUGAAAUGGGACUUGAUGGGGUGGAAAUUUUCACUAACUCUUCAGGGAGUCAUCACGUGCUGCGGAAGGCUCACACCCGGGUGGAUUUGGUGAAUUCUGCCACAGCAAAGAAUGGUGGAAUCUAUAUUUUGGCUAACCAGAAGGGCUGUGAUGGUGAUCGUCUGUAUUACGACGGGUGUGCCAUGAUUUCUGUGAAUGGGGACACGGUUGCACAAGGAUCCCAGUUUUCUCUUGAUGAUGUGGAAGUGCUGGUUGCCACCCUGGAUUUAGAGGAUGUCCGAAGUUACAGAGCAGAGAUUUCAUCUCGUAACUUAGCGGCAAGUAAAGUGUGUCCCUAUCCCCGGAUAAAAGUGAAUUUCUCACUGUCAUGUUCUGAUGAUGUGGCUGUACCUGCGUAUGUUCCAAUUCAGUGGAGACAUCAUAGUCCUGAGGAGGAGAUCAGCCUUGGCCCUGCAUGUUGGCUUUGGGACUUCUUAAGGCGCAGCAAACAGGCAGGAUUUUUUCUACCUCUUAGUGGUGGAAUUGACAGCUCUGCUACAGCUUGCAUAGGAUAUUCCAUGUGUCACCAGGUUUGCCUGGCAGUCAAGAAUGGAAAUGCAGAGGUGCUGGCUGAUGCACGCAGGAUUGUGAAUGAUGAGACCUACGUCCCGGAAGACCCUCGAGAGUUCUGCAGGCGCAUCUUCACCACUUGCUAUAUGGCCAGUGAGAACUCCACCCAGGAAACCUGCAACAGGGCUAAACUUCUGGCUGAGCAAAUAGGCAGCUAUCACAUCAGUCUGAACAUAGAUGCGGCUGUGAAAGCUAUUGUGGGAAUUUUCAGCAUGGUGACAGGCCGAAGUCCCCGUUUUUCUGCCUACGGAGGGAGCAGCAGAGAAAAUCUGGCACUCCAGAACGUGCAGGCUAGAAUAAGAAUGGUUCUUGCCUAUCUCUUUGCUCAACUGACCCUUUGGACUCGUGGGAUGCCAGGGGGACUUCUGGUGCUAGGAUCAUCCAAUGUGGACGAAGGUCUCCGAGGAUACUUGACAAAGUAUGACUGUUCAAGUGCCGAUAUCAACCCAAUUGGUGGAAUCAGCAAGACUGAUCUGAAGAGCUUCAUACAAUAUUGCAUUGAAAACUUUCAGCUCACAUCCCUCAGGAGCAUCAUGUCAGCUCCUCCUACUGCAGAGUUGGAGCCCUUGGUGGAUGGACAAUUGUCUCAAACUGAUGAGGUAGAUAUGGGGAUGACAUAUGCAGAGCUCUCCAUCUAUGGCAAAUUAAGAAAAAUUGCAAAGGCGGGACCUUACAGUAUGUUCUGUAAACUGAUUAGUAUCUGGAAGGAGAUCUGUACUCCAAGAGAGGUGGCAUCAAAGGUUAAGCAUUUCUUCAGGAUGUAUUCCAUUAACAGACAUAAAAUGACCACUCUCACUCCUGCCUACCAUGCUGAAAACUACAGUCCUGAUGACAACCGGUUUGACUUGAGGCCUUUCCUUUAUAACACUACCUGGUCCUGGCAAUUUAGGUGUAUAGAUAAACAGGUGCUUGAUCUAGAAAGCAAGGAAGGAGCAUCUCAUGCUGAAGAUGUGGACUAA
This is a messenger RNA of Tinamus guttatus (white-throated tinamou), 1938 nucleotides long. The record is from RefSeq and is a predicted model, not a curated record. NCBI's taxonomy places the organism in Eukaryota, Metazoa, Chordata, Aves, Tinamiformes, Tinamidae.